Messenger RNA from Sphaerodactylus townsendi, 1849 nucleotides. RefSeq names its product zinc finger SWIM-type containing 2 (gene ZSWIM2). The coding region runs from base 148 to 1719 and encodes 523 amino acids. The record is from RefSeq and is a predicted model, not a curated record. Gene Ontology annotation, molecular function: zinc ion binding; ubiquitin protein ligase activity. The transcript has 9 exons. NCBI's taxonomy places the organism in Eukaryota, Metazoa, Chordata, Lepidosauria, Squamata, Sphaerodactylidae.
UCUAUGGCAACCGGAGUCCCCGCGCCAGAGGCCGGACCCAACGCCGUCUCCAUGACAACCGUCCACGCUCCGGAGACCGGGCCUGACUCGCGGCCGUUGCAAUUUAAACAGAGAGACGGUUAAAGGGGUGGGGGUGGGGGAGAGAGGAUGGCGUCCAUGUUGCAGCGGCGGCGGCGGCGGCCGACGGCCACCCCAAAACUGAGCUGGCGACAGGACCAAGCGCUGGGCAGCACCAUGCGUAUCGUGCGGGUAUUGGGGCCCACCGCUUUCGUCCUACAAGAGGAGGAAGAGGAAGAGCAGCUCCGGGUUUUCCUGGGGAACCCUCAUUCGUGCAGCUGCUCAACAUUUGAGAAAGAAAAGGACCUCUGUAAACAUAUUUGCUGGUUACUGUUGAAAAAAUUCAAACUUCCAAGAGAUCAUGAAUAUGCUCUAAAGCUGGGUCUUGUAGAAAGAGAAAUUAACCAUGUGCUUCAGGAUCCUCAAAAUGCUCUCCAACCCAAAGCAGUGGUUACUUGCACUAAGGAGUUGCAGACAGCUGGUGAUGGGUUCGUUAAACAAAAAGAAAUUGAGAACGAGGGUGUAUGCCCCAUUUGCCAGGAUGUGCUAUUUAGGAAAAUGCUUCCUGUCACCUAUUGCAGGUUCGGUUGUGGCAACAACGUACACAUUGUGUGCAUGAAGAUCUGGGCUGAUCAUCAGGAAGGAUUAGAGAGAGACUCUUUAGUAAAAUGCCCCCUGUGCAGGGAGGAUUUUGCUCCACUGAGGGUCAUUUUGGAAGAAUUCAGAAAUUGCCGAAGACUUGUGACUGCCGCAGAGAAACAGCCUCUUGACAGACACCUUGGAGUCCCUUGCAAUAACUGCAGACUAUGCCCCAUUGAGGGCAACUGCUACAAGUGUACUGAAUGUCCUGAAUACCACCUCUGCCACUGUUGUUUUAGAAGCGUUUGCCACCCUUCGCAUACUUUUGUGUUCCGAGAGAAAAGAAAUCAGAAAUGGAAGUCAGCCAAACAAAAUCUGAAGAGCGUUAAUCCAGGAGAUGAUGGCAAUGAAGAAAGGGACAAAGAGAAGAUGAGAUAUUUAAUGUUCAACUGCACACCAGAGCGCAUAAUAAACUCGUUGCCGACUGUGCUGGUUAGGAAAUCUGGCAGUUUACUUGGUCCGGGUUUGCAGUGUAGACUCUGUCUGAAGAUCUUUUGCCUUGGUCAAGUUGCAAAAUUCCUGCCAUGUAAUCAUAAGUUUCACCGGAAAUGCAUCGACCAUUGGCUACGGAAAGAAAAUGGAUGCCCCAUAGACGGACAUGUAGUGUAUAACCCAUUAACCCAGGAGGAUGUAUCAAGCAGAGGCAAAGAAACCCCGUCAGCAACUCAAGCUAAAAACCAACUUGCAGAGCAGACGGAGCGGGAAUUGUUUGCACUAGGGACUGGAUUGUUCAUCAAGGGAAUAAAUCCAAGCUCCGGCUCUGAGAAAUCUCAAAUACAUUGUAAUAAGAAGAAAAGUCCUUCAGAAUUUGAACAGGAUUUAACUCUGAAUAGCUUCAGCCAUGUUCACACGAGAAGCGCUGAUUCUGGCCAGGGUAGCGUUCAGAAGACAGGGAAUUUGAAGUUUUCAAGAUACCUUAGGGGCUUGGCCCUCGUUCCAAGAUCUCAUUUGGAUACAGUGUUGGGAACAAACACACAAAAAAGGUCAAUGAACACUUUUCAGUAUUUUAAAAGCCUCAACUAGACUUGGACAUAUCACGUUCUUACUUUUCGAAUGGUAAAUUCUGUCAGAGCUACACAAUGCUUGUGGAAUUCUGAUAUAGAUGUUUAACUUAUUAAUAUAUAAAAUUUUAAAUAAAAAAAUCUAUUCAGGC